AUGAAUAUGACAAUCACAUUUUUUCAUGAAUAUAAAUUAUGCUCAUGAAACGAUUCAUUGCUGUUCCUCCGAAAUGCACAUUGCUGACUAAUGCGCAAACUUUUAAAUAUUUAUUGUCCGUUUUAUAUUACAACGAGUAUAUAUAAGUACGAGGAUCACAUAUUGAAUUCAGUAUGUUUGAUAUUUUACACGUGAAAAUAAGAUCUGAGAACGCUUCUCUCAAUAAUUGAAUAAACAAUGUGUACAUCCGUAAAGAACUUGAGUGACAUACCAAACGAAGAAUCACAAUUAUCUCUGAUCGAUGAAUUGUACAAGAAAAUAGAAAAUCCGGAUGAUAGUGACAUUUACAUAGACGAGAGUAAGAGCGAAAUUCGACAAUUUUUGACGGGUCAAGUUAUAUUUAUCACAGGUGGUACAGGUUAUGUAGGGAAAUCCACGAUCGAAAAACUGUUAAGAAGUUGCUCGGAUAUCAAAAGAAUUUAUAUUCUUGUAAGACCAAAAAAGCAAUGGUCCUCCGAGGAAAGGAUAAAACGAUAUUUUAACAAUGAGCUAUUUGACAAAAUGAAAAAAAUGAAUCCUCAAUGGGAGAGGAAAGUUGUUGUUAUUCCUGGUGAUUGCGCUCUGGAGGGUCUUGGUAUUUCACAAGAAAACCGUAACACUGUUAUCAGUGAGAUAAACGUUAUCAUCCACUCGGCAGCUAAUGUCAAAUUAGGCGAAAGACUCAGCCGCAUGCUUCAAAUUAAUGUCAUUGGUACCAAAGAGAUUUUAACCCUGGCUAGCGAAUGCAAGAAUCUCAAAGCUUGUCUAUACAUAUCAACCACAUAUUCACAUUGUUAUCUGCACGAAAUCGAGGAGAAAUUUUAUCCUUCGACUAUCGAUAUGGAAAUGGUGUACGAUGUUAUUCGAGCUGACUCAAGAUCGACAAUGAGCGAGGAAGCUGAAAAGAGUAUAAUAGGAAAAUGGCCGAACUCGUAUACAUUCUCCAAGGCCCUUGCAGAAAAUUUAGUCAAAGAAUACGGAAAAACUCUACCUGUAGGAAUUUUCAGACCAUCCAUGGUACUUUUGACAUACGAAGAACCUUUGACAAGUUGGACCGAUAGUUUUACCGGCUUACUAGUUUACGGUGCUGCCGCGUCACUUGGUUUUGUGCACUUGACAGAAACAAACAUGGAUAUGAUUACCGAUGUUGUUCCUGUCGAUAUGUGUGCAAAUGCAAUAUUAGCGUGUACAUGGGAUAUUGCAUUGAAUCCCAGAUCCAAGGACGAAGAUCCUCCUGUUUAUAAUUUUGCUACCAGUACAGAAAACCCUAUAAGUUAUAGAGAAAUGGACCGUUUGGUAUUGGCUUACGCGAAAACUUUUCCAUCUGCAAGAUCAAUAUCGUAUUUUUGGGUAGUGCAUAUAAAUAAUUAUAUUCUUCUUUGUAUUUUCGAUUUUUUCAUUCAUUUCAUCCCAUGCCUUUUAUUCGACGCUUAUCGCCUUUUGACUCUGCAAAAAGUAAUGGCGUUGCCGGUCUAUUUCAAGGCGCACAAGUUCAGGAGCGUUUUCAGAUACUUUAUCAAGAGCGAGUGGAAGUUUCAUGCUACGCGAAGUCGUCAACUAUGGGACAAAUUGAAUGACACUGAUAAGAAAUUAUUUUUCUGUGAUUUACGUAAGAUCUCAUGGGAGAUAUAUCUAAUGAAUUUUUGGCGCGGAAUCAGAGUAUACGUAUUGAAAGAUCCUAUGAGUACGGUUGUGGAAGCAAGAAAAAAAUAUUUAAAAUUAACAAUCAUACACUUUACCGUGAUAACAGUGCUCGGCUUGUUAUUUAUGUAUUUUCUAUAUAGAAUAAUAUUUUUUUAUUGAAAUUCUAUAUCAUCACUAAAUAAUUUUCCUCGUGUUAAUAACGAUGACGAUACUAUUUUUAUUGAAUCCAAUUUCGCAUGUAACUGCUUUACACUCUGACCCCUCACCAGGAUAUUAAACACAUUGAUUGUUGAAAUAAAGAAUACCAAUUUUUGUA
Messenger RNA from Cephus cinctus (wheat stem sawfly), 1999 nucleotides. RefSeq names its product fatty acyl-CoA reductase wat. Gene Ontology annotation, biological process: long-chain fatty-acyl-CoA metabolic process. Gene Ontology annotation, molecular function: alcohol-forming very long-chain fatty acyl-CoA reductase (NADP+) activity. The transcript has 5 exons. Bases 238 to 1842 code for a protein of 534 amino acids. Lineage: Eukaryota; Metazoa; Arthropoda; Insecta; Hymenoptera; Cephidae. The record is from RefSeq and is a predicted model, not a curated record. Gene Ontology annotation, cellular component: peroxisome.